Messenger RNA from Condylostylus longicornis, 4226 nucleotides. It is a transcript of the gene ABCD, whose product is annotated as ATP-binding cassette sub-family D member 1. Gene Ontology annotation, molecular function: long-chain fatty acid transmembrane transporter activity; ABC-type transporter activity; ATP hydrolysis activity. Gene Ontology annotation, biological process: very long-chain fatty acid catabolic process; fatty acid beta-oxidation; long-chain fatty acid import into peroxisome. Bases 410 to 3181 code for a protein of 923 amino acids. The record is from RefSeq and is a predicted model, not a curated record. Gene Ontology annotation, cellular component: peroxisomal membrane. The transcript is spliced from 11 exons. Lineage: Eukaryota; Metazoa; Arthropoda; Insecta; Diptera; Dolichopodidae.
GAAGGGAUAAGGAGAUUUUUUUUUUUAAUUUUUAUUUAUUAAUUUUUCUUUGAUAUUUUUAGUAUUUUAGUUUGAACAUUUUUUAUUUUUUUUUUUGUUUUUUGACAUUUCACAAUAACAAACAAAUGUUCUAGAAAAAAAAUAUGGAAUUCUUUUUAGAAUUUAUUUUGAUUUGAAACAAAGUAUUUAAUUGCAAUACUCUUUUUUCCAUUCAAUUUCGAUUACAAAUUUGUAAACGAAUUUGUAAUUACAAAAAAAACACAAAACGUAAAAGUAAAGUCUAAUGGUGUAUAAUUUAUUCACAAAUAAAAUACAAUUUGAAUUGCAUUUUAAAAAGUGUAUUAUACAUUAAAUGCAAAAAAAAAAAUUAUACAAAAUAUAGAAGAUAAAAUAAUAGGACAAAAGAAAAAUGACUGUGUUAUCAAAAGUAGUUGACGAUUCAAUACGUAAAUAUGAGCAAUAUGGUGGUACAAAAACAUCUUUUAGUAAAGCUUUAGUUGGUGUUGCCGUUUUUGCCUAUACGUUAAAAUUAAGUUAUCCGUUAUUUAAGCGUCAUAUUAUUAAUAAUAAAAAAUUAAAUAAUAAUAAUAAUAAUAGUUUUUAUAAUAAUAAUAACAGUGAUUAUGAUUAUUGUGAUGAAAACAUUAAUAAUAAUUUAAAAAAAAGCAAGAAUAAUGAUAAAAAAUUAAGAAAAAGUAAUAAAAAGAAAAGAAGAAUAAAAUUUUUCCAUGAAAAUGAGGAAAUUUUGAAUUUAGAUUAUGAUAAAGAUGAUGAUGUUGAUGAUGACGAUGAUGAUGAUCAUGAAGAUGAUGAUGAUAAUAGUUUAAAUGAAGUAAAUUGUAAUAAUGAGGAUGAAGAUGAUUAUGAUGAUGAUGACGACAAUAUUAAUAAUAUUAAUGAAAAUUUAAACGAACAUAAUAUUAAUAAUGAUUUCUUGAAUAAUAAAUUGAAUAAAAAAUUAUAUAACAAAAAUAAAAAUUAUCAAAAUAAUAAGAAAGUUAAUAAUCAUCAUCAAAAACAACAAGAAGAUGUCCAAUUAAAAAUAGCUGAAGCUGAAAAAUUAUUAGCAAAACAACAACAAAAACAAAAUAUUAAUAAUAAUCAUCAAUUGGGUUUUAAUAAAGAAUUUUUAUUACAAUUAAAAAAAUUAAUAUAUAUUAUGAUUCCACGUCCAUUAUGUUAUGAAACAAGUUUAUUAGGAGUACAUACAUUAUGUUUAAUAUCAAGAACAUUUUUGAGUAUAUAUGUUGCAUCAUUAGAAGGUGCAAUUGUUAAAUUUAUUGUUAGAAGAGAUAUUAAAAUGUUUGCAAUGUCACUAUUAAAAUGGUUUGGAAUUGCAAUACCAGCAACAUUUAUCAAUUCAAUGAUAAGAUAUUUAGAAAAUAAACUUGCACUCGCUUUUAGGACAAGACUUGUAAAACAUUCAUAUCGAUUAUACUUCAAAAGUCAAAAUUAUUAUAGGGUAUCAAAUUUGGAUGGAAGAAUAGAAAACGCAGAUCAUAGAUUAACGGAAGAUAUAUCAGUUUUCUCUAGUUCGAUAGCACAUUUGUAUAGUCAUUUAACAAAACCAUGUUUCGAUUUGAUGCUAAUUGGGUUAGCUUUGAUGAGGUCAUCACAAAAAAUGAAAUCAAAUGUUUUUACAGCACCUCUAAUUGGUUUUGUUGUAAUUUCAACAACGGCUCAUAUUUUACGAAUUGUUUCACCAAAAUUUGGCCAGUUGGUAUCAGAAGAAGCUAAUCGAUAUGGAUAUUUACGUCAUAUUCAUUCAAGAAUUAUUACAAACGCAGAAGAAAUAGCAUUUUAUGGUGGACAUAAGGUUGAGCUCAUACAAUUACGUGAAGCGUAUAAUCGGCUUGUUGUACAAAUGAAUACAAUUUUUACGCAAAAAUUAUGGUUUGUAAUGCUUGAACAAUUCUUUAUGAAAUAUGUUUGGUCUGGUACUGGUAUGAUAAUGGUUUCUUUACCAAUUUUAACAGCCAAAAGCAAAUUUAAUAGUAAAGAAGAGCUAAACGAAAUUUCGAUUGGUGAUUCGUCGGUAAGCGAAAGAACACAGUAUUUAACUACCGCAAGAAAUUUAUUAAUAUCAGCUGCCGACGCUAUUGAACGUUUAAUGUCAUCAUAUAAAGAAAUUGUGUCAUUAGCUGGUUAUACACAUCGUGUUGCAGGAAUGUUAAGCGUUUUUGAAGAAACAUCAAAAGGUAUUUAUCAAAAACCAGCAUGUGAAUCGGCACAAUUGGCAAAUAAUGUUAAUAGUAGUACAUCAUUGAAUGAAUAUAAUAAAUUCGAAAAUAAUAUAGGAGUAAUAGAAUUUGAAAAUGGUCGUCCAAUUGCAAAAGGUAAAGUUGUUUACUCAUCAUCAUUGUCAUCAUCAUCAAUUUUAUCGUCAACAUCAAAAAUAUCAAUUGAUGAUAAAAAAGAACUACUAGCUAUUGAAUUAAAAUCAGUACCAGUUGUAACACCAAAUUGUGAUAUAGUUGUAUCAAGUUUAUCAUUACGUAUUGAACCCGGUAUUCAUGUUUUAAUAACUGGACCAAAUGGUUGCGGUAAAUCAUCAUUAUUUCGUAUAUUAAGCGGUUUAUGGCCAAUAUAUGGUGGUGAAUUAUAUAUACCGAAACCCAUUGAUGGUAAACCAUGCAUGUUUUACAUACCACAAAGACCAUAUAUGUCAAUUGGUAGCUUAUGUGAUCAAAUUAUAUAUCCAGAUACAAGAGAUGACAUGCUUAAAAAAAAUAUAACCGAAAAUGAAUUAAAGGAAAUAUUAAAAUUGGUUUCACUUGAACACAUUGCUCUGAGGGAUAGUUUUGAUGUUAUUAGGGACUGGAAAGAUAUAUUAUCUGGUGGAGAAAAACAAAGAAUGGCAAUCGCAAGAUUAUUUUACCAUAGACCUAAUUAUGCUCUUUUGGAUGAAUGUACAAGUGCUGUAUCAAUUGAUGUUGAGAGUUCUAUUUAUGAAACUGCAAAAUCAAUGGGAAUAACUUUGCUUACAAUAACUCAUAGGCCAACAUUGUGGAAAUUUCAUACCCAUAUAUUAGAGUUUGAUGGGCAAGGCGGAUGGAAUUUUAGAGAAAUGACAAAUGAUGAAAAACUUAAUGGUAGUGCAAUGCAUCAGCAACAUAACAUGCAUCAAAGUAAUGUAUUAAAUCAAUCAACACAACAACAAUGCUACGAUCAAAAAUCAUAACAGAAAGUAAUUUAUGUUUCAUACAAAUUAUUUGUACUACUCUCGUUGAACAAAAAUAUUAUUACUUUAAAUGUAAUCAUUUUUUUUAAUAUCUACUUUUAAAAAUUGGAAAAAUGUAAAUUUUAAAUAAUUUUUUUAAUUUAAUAUACGAUUUAAUCUUAAUAUAAAAUAUUAUUUAUAUUAUAAGAAUAGCUAUUUGGGAUUUUACACGUGUUCAAAAAUUUUUCUUAAUAGAUUUUAACUUUAUCAUUUUAAUCUAAUGACGUUUUCAAGAAUUAUUAUUAUUCUUUUCGAUUAUUUUAAUUAGAGAAAAUUGGUGACUUUUUAACUGUAGUAAAAAAUUUGCUUUUUAUUUUUAAUUAGUUGCCUUUUAAUUUUUAAAAAUGUGUUUGCAAUUUUCAUUAUAAAGCAAUAGUUAUUCUUAUUUUUUAUACAAAGUUUUGAAAGAAGCAAAUCAUUUUUGGCAGUUUUAAUGAAAUAACCGAGAAAGUACAAUAUCAAAAAUUGACACGCAUUCCACAAUGUAAAUUGCAAACUAAUCUUUUUAGUAUUUUGGUUAUUGAGAAAUUAAAUAGCUCACUAGUAUUAUAUUAUAUUUUAUUAUUUUAAUAACCCGUUCGUAUUCAUCUUUUUUUAUUGCUUAGUACUACUUUUUUAAUUAGAGUAACUUUAAGUUAUCUAACCCUUCAAAUAUUAGAUAUGUAAUUACAUAUGUGAGAUUUGAAAAUUAAUUUUUGAUUUUUAUUGAAUAAAAAAAAUCUAAGCGAAUUAAAGUUAAUUGAAGCAAAAUACCUAAACAGGGAUUAAAAUAUUUAAUUUUUUAAAGUUUGUCAAAAAUAUAGAAUGAAAUUAAUGAAUUUUUUAAAUAUUGUUUUUAACUCUAAAGCUUUGUGCUGGCAUGUUAUAUGUAUGUAUUAUUAAAGUUAUAUUUGUAAAAUAUGUACAUAAUUGAUAAUGUAAAUAAAGUUUUUUUAAAAAAAGAACACAGGCGUACAUUUCCAUUAGCUCUGAUUUUAGGUGCACAUACUUUUCGAAUUUCGAUAUA